GUAAAUUCAAAGAGUUAAGAGCAACCUACUCACUUCAUUAUUUACAUUUUCAGCGUCAGUUUUUCUUUACUAGUGUUCCAUUUAGUAAACAUUAUUAUUCUUAACACCAUAUAAAAAUAUGGCAAAGCAGUCGGAAUUAAAUCAAGAAAAUUACAAUGAGUUUGAAUUUGAUUAUUUGAAAGUUAAAAAACUUUCAAGCGACGUGUUUAAUACCAUCGCAGUGGAGAUGCCAAAGGACUGGAUAAAAUUUGCUCGUUUCUUAGGCAUCAGUAACGAAGAAAUAGAUAGAGUUUUACAUGAUUACAAAACAACUCGAGAGCAAGUUUUUGAAAUUUUAAGUGGUUGGUGUAAAAAUAACCCCAAUAAAACAUGGAGCGAUUUAAAAUUGGCAUUACAACAAUGUAAAAGAAAUGAUGUCAUCAUUAAUUGCGAAAAAAAAAUAACUAUGCGUUCGAUAUUUGGUAUUCAACCCUCAACUGAAAUGCUAUUUUUACGUGAAAAAGAACUUUGUAAAAUUCAUUCUUAUUUUAUCAACAUGCAAGAAUCAAAAAGGUCAACGUUGGUAAUGUAUGGAAUGUCUGGUGUCGGAAAAACACAACUUGCAAGAAAAUAUUGUGAACUUUAUCAUCAAUGUUAUAAAAAUAUUGUUUGGAUAGAUGCAGCAUUUGGAAAGAUAGAUACUUCAAUUAUAAACAUUGGUCAAAAGAUAGGGUUUAUUAAUCGAGAUUUAAAUGGUAAUUAUAACGAUGUAGAAAUAAUUGUUGAAAAAAUUCACAAUUUUUUUAAAAAUGAAAUGACUUUGUAUAUUUUUGACAAUGUCGACGAUGAAAGUGUUCGAAAUUUGGAGAAAUACAUUUCAAAGAAGUUGAAUUCGUUUACUUUAGUGACAUCUCAAUGGAGAAAAUGGUCAAAUAAUGUUAAUCAAAUGCCUAUCGAUGUUUUCUCCACAGAAGAAGCUUUUGCAUAUGUAAAAAAGAAUAUUAAAGAAAAUAACGACGAAAACAUAGGAAAGCUAAUUAAAGAACUUGGUUGUCAUCCUUUUGCAAUUACUCAGGCAAUAAAAUAUAUAAACAUGCAUGCAGUUUUAAUAGAAAGUUACCUGAGUCGAUAUAAAUCGAAGCCGUUAGAGAUACUUGACAUGGAUAAUUUUCCAACAGAAGCAGAAACAAAGUCUGUUAUAAAAGCUAUCAACUUAGUUAUAAUAAAGUUAGAAAAAAGUAAAAAAACUGUACCAUUACAAAUAUUAAGUUGCUUAUCUCAUUGCAAUAGUCAAAAUAUAAGUAAAUUAUUUAUAAUGCAAAUUUCAAAACAUAUGAAAAUAAACGAAGAAUACUUGAUAGAUGAAGCCAUUGAAUUGUUAAGGAGUUAUUCUUUACUUGAUCGUUUUGAUGAUGAAAUUUAUUCAAUGCACGAUCUAACACAACUCUCGUGUAGAUAUUUUCAAAGUAAAAAUUUAAGUACAAAUACUUAUCUUGACAUCGUCGAAAGUUAUUUUAAACUUAUGUUGGAGGAAACAAAUUACCACGCUGAAUAUGGAAAUCAUUUUGUUUAUCAUUUUAUCCACACGUUUUACAUUAACAGAAAAAGAAUGUCAAAAACUUUUUAUGAUAUGGCAAGUUCUAUUGAAAAGUUUUUAGUAAAUAAAGGUUUAAAUAAGGAAGCAAUCGAAAUAUUAGAAGGUAUUAAAAAUUAUAACGCAGAAAUCUAUGGAGAAAAACAUAAAACUACGCUUAAAACGAAAGACAGUAUUGCAUGCUGUUUGUUUAAUUUAAAAAAGUAUAACGAAGCUUUAGAAAUUUAUUAUUCUAAAGAAAAAGUGGAAAGUGAAGUUUUAGGUAUCAGCCACGUUGAAACACUUAAAACAAAAAGUAAUAUUGCAGUCUGUUUGUGUCAAUUAAAAAAAUACGAUGAAGUUUUAAAAAUUUAUGGUUCUGUUUUAGACACAGCAAGUUUGAAUGUCAAUCAUCCGUUUACAUUGACAACAAUGAAUAAUAUUGCGAUUUGUCUAGUGGAAAUCGGAAAAUAUAACGAAGCAUUAGAAAUUUUAAAUUCGGUUGAUAAAAGCCAAACUGAUAUUUUAGGUGACAACCAUCCAAAUGCAAUCGCAACAAAAAAUAAUAUUGCACACUGUUUGAUUCAUUUGGGAAAAUUUAACGAAGGUUUACAAAUUCUUAAUUCUAUUAUGAAAAGCCAAAUUGAAAAUUUUGGUACGAACCAUCCAUCUACAAUCGUAACAAAACGCAACAUUGUAAAUUGCUUGCUUUGCAUGGAAAAAUACAAAGAAGCGUUGGAACUUUUUUAUUCUAUUGAAAAAAUUGAAAAUAAACUUUUUGGUUUAAACCAUUCAGAUGCAGCAGGAACAAAAUUUCUUAUAGAACUAAUUGAAAGUAAGAUUGAGCAGUUAGGGGAAUAAUUAAGCAUUUGAUUACUAGUAUAGAUUAAAUUUAUUAAUAAAGUAA
Hydra vulgaris (swiftwater hydra) is the source of this 2459-nucleotide messenger RNA. RefSeq lists its product as uncharacterized. The record is from RefSeq and is a predicted model, not a curated record. Gene Ontology annotation, molecular function: ADP binding; protein binding. Gene Ontology annotation, biological process: signal transduction. NCBI's taxonomy places the organism in Eukaryota, Metazoa, Cnidaria, Hydrozoa, Anthoathecata, Hydridae.